AUGCUGUUUAAUACCGAACAGUUAGAUUCGAAGUUGGAUAGUUUAACCCUCGCAGAUAGCUAUAAACAAGAAAAUAUUGAUAAGAAUAAAAGGAAUAAUUCAGAAAAUAUGACAAGUAUGACACAAGGAACUAUGAACGCACAAGGAAAAAUAAAUUCUAAUAAACCUAAGACGUCGUUGCUAUCGUCGUCGCUUGCCAAAGAAAGACAGUUACCCCAUGCAAAUGGCUUCAGUCCAGCCGUCAGUGAGAGAAACGAAAAUCUGUAUAUGGCCAUAGAUGACCGUAUGGAAACGGAGCCUAAUUUCACGGAUGAUCAUCCAGAGCCCACAUUAUUGGCUAGUUCUGUUGGAAAAGAGAUAGAUGGGCGUUUGAUUCCGUCGUCGUCCACAAUAUCGUUAUUAUCGUUAAACGGACAAAAUAAUGGACAAGGAUGUAAUUUUGAAGCGACAGAAGUCGAUGUGAAUGGAGGAAAUACUACUCACGGUAACAUGACGUCGCCAAAGAAUUCGAAUAAUAAUUUUGCUGGCAAUUAUAAUUAUUCACACAUAGCAUCGAAUACUACACCUCAAACUGCAUUUAUGGAUCGCAAGACGGGACAUAACAAUAUAACGAGUAGAAAUUCUUUGACUCACUUGAACCAAAUAAGGCUUCAACCAUAUCAAAGAUUCAGCUCACCUUCGUCUCAACAGCAAUUACUACAACAAGACGUCACAUCUAGUGCUACCUGCCAAAGUAUACCAAUAGAGAAUAGGUCGUCGAUUAUAGUACCAGAUUCACCAAAUUUAGACCCAACUUCAGUAGGAGGUUCCCCAUCUGGAUUGUGGUUAUCGAGCCAGAGCCCUUCAAAACCAUCGGUAGGUUCGUGGAAGAACAACUCAAGGAGUCAAUUAUUCCAUAUGCUACACUCUCAACAGAAGCACCAACAGUACGAUCCUAUGCAAUCAUCUGAAGUCAUUCAGACUACUCAACCUUCGCCACACUCUUCAAACCAAUUAAUCUAUAACGCAAGUGCUUCGAAUAAUUAUACGACCACUUCAACAGUUAAUUAUUUGAAAAUAGAUGGAAGUACGUCGCCGAUUCUACAUCCAGUACAAACUCCGUCUGAAGAUCCACCAAUGACCCCUCUCUAUUUAAAUUCGAAUUCCCUUAAUCAGAAUGACGUUGGAUACUUCGGAAAUAUAGCAGAAUAG
Molecule: messenger RNA, 1191 nt
Organism: Debaryomyces fabryi
Lineage: Eukaryota; Fungi; Ascomycota; Pichiomycetes; Serinales; Debaryomycetaceae
Exons: 1
Coding region: 1-1191 (396 amino acids)
Source: RefSeq, a predicted model, not a curated record